AUGGGCACCCUCAGUACAUCCGCCAUCAUCGUCAUCGUCAUCGUCGCCUGCCUCGCGCUCGUCUCGCUGGGCGCCGCCCUCUUCAAGACCUACGGCGGGCCCGAGAAGGAGCGGCCCUACAACUUCUCCCGCGAGCAGGAAUCCUACAUGCGCUCCGUGCGCUUAAAGAAUCUGGGCUUCUUCCAGCGCGAGUCGAUGAUGGGGUACGGCGGUGGUGGUGGUGGGAAGGGCCCUGCGGCGCCGGUCGUCCGGGAUGUGGAGUCGGGAUAUUCGGAGAAUGAGUCGUCGCAUUACUAG
This is a messenger RNA of Aspergillus japonicus CBS 114.51, 297 nucleotides long. RefSeq lists its product as uncharacterized. The coding region runs from base 1 to 297 and encodes 98 amino acids. The record is from RefSeq and is a predicted model, not a curated record. NCBI's taxonomy places the organism in Eukaryota, Fungi, Ascomycota, Eurotiomycetes, Eurotiales, Aspergillaceae. The transcript has 2 exons.